Molecule: messenger RNA, 1409 nt
Organism: Corylus avellana
Lineage: Eukaryota; Viridiplantae; Streptophyta; Magnoliopsida; Fagales; Betulaceae
Source: RefSeq, a predicted model, not a curated record
AUGUCAGAUAUUAACGAAUGCCUAAAGAACCCUUGUCUCAAUAAUAGAUUCACCUGUGAAAAUACUUAUGGGUCUUACCAUUGUCUGGUAGCCGACUCCAAGCCUCCUAUUGGAGCGGCCAUAAUAGGUAUUAGCAGCAGCCUUGGACUAUUGGUUCUAUUUGUUGGUGGAUGGUGGUCCUACAAAGUUGUAAAGCAUAGGAGGAUGAUUAAACAGAAGAACAAGUUCUUCAAACGAAAUGGUGGUUUAUUGUUACAACAACAAUUAUCUUCACAUGAAGCCAAUGUUGAGAACAUCAAGCUGAUUAAUUCAAAAGAGUUGGAGAAGGCCACUGACAAUUUUAAUGAAAAUAGAAUACUUGGCCAGGGAGGACAAGGCACUGUUUAUAAAGGCAUGUUGGCAGAAGGAAGAAUUGUUGCAGUGAAAAAGUCAAAGGUAAUUGAUGAAGGAAAACAGCUCGAAGAAUUCAUCAAUGAAGUUGUUAUUCUUUCACAACUUAACCACAGAAAUGUGGUUAAGCUAAUUGGAUGUUGUUUGGAGACAGAAGUUCCCAUGCUAGUUUAUGAAUAUGUUCCUAACGGAACUCUUUCCCAAUAUGUCAAUGGCCAAACUCAGGAGUUUCCACUAACGUGGGAUAUGCGCUUACGAAUUGCAACAGAAGUUGCAGGAGCUUUAUUCUAUUUACACUCAGCAGCUUCCACACCCAUUUACCAUCGGGAUAUAAAGUCUACAAACAUACUCUUAGAUGAUAAAUAUAGAGCUAAAGUAGCUGACUUUGGGACUUCAAGAUCCAUCACUGUUGAUCAAACUCACCUAACCACAUCACUAGUGCAUGGUACUUUUGGAUACUUGGACCCUGAGUAUUUCCAGUCAAGUCAGUUUACAGAAAAGAGCGAUGUUUAUAGUUUCGGUGUUGUCCUUGCUGAGCUGUUAACUAGCGAAAAAGCAAUAUCUUCAACAAGGACACAAGAACCCAGAAGUUUAGCCGUGUACUUCAUUCAAUCGGUGGAGCAAAACAAUUUGUUUGAUAUUAUUGAUAGUCGAGUUUUGAAAGAGGGUAAGAAAGAAGAGAUAAUUGCGGUCGCGAACCUUGCUAAAAGGUGCUUGAACUUAAAUGGGAAGAAACGACCAACAAUGAGAGAAGUCACAAUAGAGUUACAAGCAGUUCAAAUGUUGCAAAAGGGUGCUAACCUUCAACAAAACUAUGAAGAGCUUGAAUAUGUUGGAGCUGAAGUGUACGAGCUAUGGGAUGCUGCUCCCACAUCAAUUGUGUCAACCGCCUCCAUAGACGCCCAACCAUUAUUAUAGUCAUAAUUAAUAUUUGUAUAAUGUCAUGUUGUAUGCUACAUAAUUUAUUGUUUUCUUUGUAUUCCUACAAGUACUUUCAAGAAUCAUUCAAGAACAUGGAU